Messenger RNA from Rhododendron vialii, 3035 nucleotides. RefSeq names its product chaperone protein ClpB1-like. The record is from RefSeq and is a predicted model, not a curated record. Gene Ontology annotation, biological process: cellular response to heat. Bases 146 to 2878 code for a protein of 910 amino acids. Lineage: Eukaryota; Viridiplantae; Streptophyta; Magnoliopsida; Ericales; Ericaceae. The transcript has 9 exons. Gene Ontology annotation, molecular function: ATP binding; ATP hydrolysis activity. Gene Ontology annotation, cellular component: cytoplasm.
GGACGGGGCUGCAAAAAAAUUGGAGUACUAAAAAAGAAAGAAAACGAUGAACGGGGCUGCCGAGAAGAGUAAAGUACGGUGCUGCCGGGUGAAGUUUCUUUUAGUUCGGAUUUUAUAUAGCAGCUUUUAGGCUUAACUACCGGCGAUGAAUCCUGAUAAGUUCACCCAUCUGACAAAUGAGGCCAUUGCCGGGGCUCAUGAACUGGCUACGAAUGCUGGUCAUGCACAGUUCACUCCGCUUCAUAUGGCGUCUGCUUUGGCCUCAGAUCAAAAUGGCAUUUUCCGGCAAGCAAUUGCAAAUGCAGGUGGUGGCGAAGAAGCUGCAAAGUCAGCCGAGAGGGUCUUCAAUAAGGCAUUGAAGAAACUCCCAUCCCAAACCCCUCCCCCAGAUGAAGUCCCAGCAAGCAGUUCGCUGGUUAAAGCGAUUCAACGUGGCCAGUCCUCCCAGAAGUCCCGUGGGGACACCCAUUUAGACAUCGAUCAAUUAACCCUUGGCCUUCUAGAAGAUUCCCAAGUUGGAGAUCUCUUGAAAGAAGCAGGGGUUAGACCUUCAAGGGUGAAAUCAGAGGUCGAGAAGCUCUGUGGGAAGGAAGGUAGAAAAGUGGAAAUUGCUUCAGGCGAUAGCAAUUUUAAAGCACUGAAAACUUAUGGGCGUGACCUUGUCGAAAUGGCUUCCCAACUUGAUCCUGUCAUUGGUAGAGAUGAAGAGAUUUGGAGGGUUAUUAGUAUUCUAUGUAGAAGAACGAAAAACAAUCCGGUUCUCAUCGGAGAACCAGGUGUUGGGAAAACGGCAGUUGUUGAAGGUUUAGCUCAGAGAAUUGUUAGAGGGGAUGUCCCAAGUAAUCUAGCUGAUGUUGCUAUUAUUGCAUUAGAUAUGGGGGCACUGAUAGCCGGAGUCAGUUACUGGGGAGAGUUUGAGGAAAGGUUGAAAGCUGUUUUGAAGGAAGUCGAAGACGCCAAGGGAAAGGUUAUACUUUUUAUCGAUGAGAUACAUGUCGUUCUUGGUGCCGGUCAAACAGAAGGGUCCAUGGACGCUGCCAACCUGUUCAAGCCAAUGCUUGCCAGGGGUCAACUCAGGUGCAUUGGCGCAACAACUCUCGAUGAGUACAGGAAGUAUGUGGAGAAAGAUGCUGCUUUUGCGAGACGGUUACUGCAGGUUUAUGUAGCGGAGCCGAGUGUUGAGGACACAAUUAGUAUUCUUCGUGGGCUGAAAGAAAGGUAUGAAGGGCAUCAUGACGUUAGGAUUCUGGAUCAAGCUCUUGUUGUUGCUGCACAGCUAUCUGCUCGAUAUAUCACUGGGCGUUUUUUGCCGGACAAGGCAAUUGACCUGGUGGAUGAAGCUUGUGCACAUGUCAGGGUCCAGCUUGAUAGUCAACCCAAAGAGAUUGAUAAGAUCAGAAAGUUAGAAGUUGAUCUUCAUGCUCUUGAAAAGGAGAAGGACAAGGCUAGUAAAGCUCGGCUAGCUGAAGUCAAAAAAGAGCUUGAUGAAUUGAGGCGCAAGCUUCAACCUUUGUUGACGAAGUACAGGAAGGAAAAGGAAAGGAUUGAUGAGCUUCGCAAACUCAAACAAAAACGGGAGGAGCUCCUCAUUGCAUUACAAGAACUUAAAAGAAGAUGCAACUUAGCUAGAGUUGCCGACAUAAAUACUGGUGAGCUUCAAGAUGUACAGGCUGCCAUUCAAAGGCUUGAAGAGGCUGCCAUUCAAAGGCUUGAAGAAAGCACACUAGAAAACGAAAUGCUUACGGAGACCGUAAGACCGGAACAAAUAGCAGAAGUUGUGAGUCGUGGGACCGGUAUACCCGUGACGAGACUUCGUCAGAAUGAGAAACAGAGGUUGAUUGGCCUUGCUGGCAGGUUACAUCAAAGGGUGUUGGGACAGGAUCAUGCGGUUAAUGCCGUUGCCGAAGCUGUUUUAAGGUCAAGGGCUGGGCUGGGAAGGCCGCAACAACCGACCGGUUCGUUCCUAUUCUUGGGUCCCACUGGUGUCGGGAAGACGGAGCUUGCAAAGGCACUUGCGGCGCAACUGUUUGACAGUGAAAAGAUGCUUGUUAGGAUGGACAUGUCUGAGUAUAUGGAGCAACACUCGGUUGCUCGAUUAAUUGGUGCUCCACCUGGCUAUGUUGGGCAUGAGGAAGGAGGACAACUCACAGAAGCUGUUAGGAGGCGGCCAUAUAGUGUAAUACUUUUUGAUGAAGUAGAGAAAGCGCAUCCGACUGUCUUCAAUACUUUGCUUCAAGUUUUGGAUGAUGGAAGGUUGACUGAUGGCAAAGGACGCACAGUUGACUUUACCAACACAGUGAUCAUUUUGACUUCAAACCUUGGUGCCGAGCACCUAUUGAAAGGAUUAAAUAGGGAGUGUACUAUGGAGCGUGCUAAGGAAAUGGUGAUGAAAGAGGUGAGUAAACAUUUCAAGCCAGAGUUUCGCAAUCGGCUAGAUGAGAUCAUGAUAUUUGAUCCUCUUACUGAUGAGCAAUUGAGAGAGGUUGCUAGGCUCCAAUUGAAGGAUAUUGAAAUCCGCCUAAAAAAAAGGGGCAUUGACUUAGCAGUGACUGAAGCAGCAUUGGACGUUAUAUUGGCAGAGAGUUAUGACCAGGUUUAUGGUGCAAGACCGAUUAGGAGAUGGUUGGAGAAGAGGUUGGUCACUGAGCUAUCAAAAAUGCUUCUGAGAGAAGAUAUUGACGAAAAUUCAACUAUCUAUAUAGAUGCCGCGCCUAAUGGGAAGGAUUUAGUGUACCGGGUUGAAAAAGAUGGUGGACUUGGAAACGCUGCUGCUGAGCAGAAGUCUGAUAUAUCAAUUCAAAUCCCUAACGAUGCAAAGUCCGAUGCUGCUCAGUCAGUGAAGAAGAUGAAGAUUGAGGAAGUAGACGAGGACGAUUAGAUUGAGGGAUAGAUUGCAUACAUUAUGGAGGGAGAAUGUUUUGAAUGGUUCAUGAAACUGAAUAUGACACUGUAGCUGUGUUUUAAUUGUAAAUAGUUUUGUUUUUUUUUGGGUAAGGAUAAAUAGUUUUGUUUUGUUGAUACCUAAAAAUGUUUGU